AUGAACUUCAAAGAUAGGUUACUUGGUCGAUCUUCCCGAGACGACGGGAGCGCACGCGACUCCUUGGCACUGCCGAGAUUUUCGUUCGAAGGGGACGGUCGUUGGCUACUUAGCACGCAGCGUCUGUUCCUGCAGUGGGAGCAAGAAGAGUCAGGGUACGAGGCUGGCCGCGAGAACAUGGAGGAGGGCCUUCGUAAAGGCGAAGAAAUCAUUAUCACCUGGGACGGCCCGAACGACCCUAGCAACCCUCUCAACUGGAACAGCAAACGCAAAUGGGUAGCUACCAUACUUGUGUCGCUGUUCACGUUCAUAUCGCCAUUCUCAUCGACUAUGGUAACACCUGUGUUGCCGGACAUUGGGGAUGACUUUGAUAUACCGGAAGGCUUUAUGCGCCAACUGGUCAUGACCAUAUUCCUUCUUGGCUACGCUCAAGGGCCAUUUGUACUUGCGCCACUAAGCGAGAUCUUCGGGCGCGUUACGGUCUUACAGUAUGCCAAUCUAGUGUACCUGCUUUUCAACACUUGCUGCGGGUUUGCGCAGACCAAGGAGCAGAUGCUUGCUUUUCGGUUUCUUAGCGGUCUAGGCGGAGCUGCACCCCAAGCUUUGUGUAACGGCGUCCUCGCUGACACCUGGUCAAAAGAAGAACGUGGGAAAGGCCAGGCCAUAUACGGCAUCUUGACAUGGCUGGCACCGUGUGUAGCACCAAUUGUCGGCGCAUAUAUAUCCACAGGCGCGAAUUGGCGCUGGAUCUUCUUCGCCACAUCCAUCUUCACCGUCCUCGUUCAGCUCACCGCACUCUUCUUCCUACGCGAGACGUUUGCACCCGCCAUCCUCGGCAAAAAAGCAAAAGCUGUCAGGAAAGCGAUGAAGGGCAUUCGGAACGAUGUGGUUGUGCGGACUGAGUUUGAAACAGGAGAUCGUAUGAGCAAGAUACUGAGGAAGAGGUUGAUCCUGCCGUUCAUCAUGAUGUUCACCCAUCCCGCAACUCAGGCACCCUCGAUCUAUCGCGCCUUUCUGUACGGUGUCAUGUACUUGAUGCUCUCGACGUUCCCGAUGGUGUUUGAGGAGGUGUAUGAUAUGGACACUGGGCCUGCGUCGCUCAACUACUUGUCGCUUUGCUUGGGCUUCAUGAUCGGCUUGCAGAUUUCGCAUCCGCUUAUCGAUCGGCUGUAUGAACGGAUGAAGACUUACUACAAGCUCACCGAAGGGGUUCCAGAGUUUCGUGUUCCGCCCAUGAUCAUAGCAGGCAUCCUCUGCCCUAUUGGUCUUUUUAUCUAUGGUUGGAGCGCACACAACGCCGUUCACUUCAUCGUCCCCAAUAUCGGUGCCGUCAUCAUAGCAGUCGGCCUUAUAAUCGGGUUUCAAUGCUCUCAAGCAUACACAACCGACGCGUACGAAGCCAACUACGCAGCCUCCGCAGCUAGCGUAGGAGCUUUCAUGAGAACUAUGUGCGGCUUCAGCUUUCCGCUUUUCGCGCCAAAGAUGUAUGAGACAUUGGGUUUGGGAUGGGGAAACAGUUUGUUAGCAUUCUUGACUUUGGCAGUGGGUUUAGUAGGGCCUGUUGGACUGUGGUUCUAUGGGGCUAGGCUAAGGCAAAUGAGCUGGAGGGGCUUGGGAUAG
Alternaria incomplexa is the source of this 1620-nucleotide messenger RNA. RefSeq lists its product as uncharacterized. The transcript has 5 exons. Bases 1 to 1620 code for a protein of 539 amino acids. Gene Ontology annotation, biological process: transmembrane transport. The record is from RefSeq and is a predicted model, not a curated record. Gene Ontology annotation, molecular function: transmembrane transporter activity. Lineage: Eukaryota; Fungi; Ascomycota; Dothideomycetes; Pleosporales; Pleosporaceae.